Molecule: messenger RNA, 1641 nt
Organism: Phialemonium atrogriseum
Lineage: Eukaryota; Fungi; Ascomycota; Sordariomycetes; Cephalothecales; Cephalothecaceae
Product: nucleotide-diphospho-sugar transferase
Exons: 3
Coding region: 1-1641 (546 amino acids)
Biological process (GO): cytoplasmic translational initiation
Cellular component (GO): eukaryotic translation initiation factor 2B complex; guanyl-nucleotide exchange factor complex
Molecular function (GO): guanyl-nucleotide exchange factor activity; translation initiation factor activity
Source: RefSeq, a predicted model, not a curated record
AUGCCACAUGCCGUCUCUAUGGCCGCACCGGGCUUACAGGCCCUAAUCCUGUGCGGUCCGGGGUCAAGCUUCCCAACCUUUACCGCCAACCCUGACGAGAACCCUAAGGCCCUUUUGCCAAUCGCCAACAGGCCUAUGGUCUGGUAUCCCAUAGAUUUCUGCUACCGCACGGGAAUUACAAGUAUUACACUUAUAUGUCCGCCUUCGGCAGCCGAGGCAAUCACCACUGCCUUGAACACCAAUCCUUUCCUCACCAGCUUGCCACAUCCACGGCCGGAUAUGCUCGCGCCUGAGGGCCUCGACCAAAACACAGGCACAGCGGAGAUCCUCCGGCUCCCCGAGGUCAGGUCAAUAGUGACUUCCGACUUCGUAGUUCUGCCUUGUGAUCUGGUCUGCGAGCUUGGCGGGGAAAGGCUUUUGCAGGCAUGGAUGGUCAAGUCAGCCAGCCUGGCAGAUCUCCUGGGAGACUCUGCUGGUCCCAGCAGCGGUGGUCUUGGGGUGUGGUACGAAACCAAGACGGAGACUCCUAUCAAGGGAGAGGAGACCGACUUCAUUGCGACUGUCCCUUUGACACAUGCGUCUCUGCCGCCGCGGAAAGGGUCACUACUGCCGAGUAUCUCAAAACUCGUGUACUCACUACCCACAGACUCCUUGAACGAUUUGACGGAAGAGCGUAAGGGGUUUCCACUCAGGCAUGGCCUUUUGCGAAGGCAUCCCCGCAUUCGCAUGCUAGCCACCCAUCGCGAUGCGCACAUCUACAUAUUCCCACAGUGGGUCAUGAAGUUCGUAAGCGAGAACGACCACCUAGAGAGCAUCGGCGAGGACGUUAUCGGGUGGUGGGCGAAGGCAGGAUGGCAGACUGGCUUAUCUGAGAAGCUGGGAAUGAACAAGAUUUUCGGGCGAGUUGAACAGAAGGAAGAGACAGGAUCUUCAGAGGACGACGGGGAGUCGCCCGACGACGACGACCCCGAGGAGCUCAGAGUUCGCUCGUCAAAUCUAACGACAUCCGGAAAUGGUCAGGCGGCAAAAGGAGACAACCACACAACAGAGAGCGAACGAGAGACGGUGCCCCCGAUGCUAGCGUAUAUCCAUCCUUCUCAGCCAACAGCGCCGUUGAUAAGGCGAGUGGAUACGGCAAGACUACUGUUGGCGAUCUCGCUCCAGCUGGCCAAGCUUCCAUCCGUUGAAGAGGUCGGUCCCGAGGAAGCUUCUCCUUUCGCACAUCCCCGGAAAGUGGCGUACCCAGAAGGCGUCAAACCCCGCACGACCAUUACAAAACAGGAUAGCUUGGUGGCCGAAAAUGUGACGGUGCAGGAGAAAACGUCUAUCAAGGAGUCUGUCGUCGGGGCCAACUGCCAGAUCAACGAGGGCGCGAAGCUGCAACAAUGCCUGCUGAUGGAGGGUGUUGUCGUUGGCAAGAAUUGCAAACUAACAAGGUGUAUCCUGGGCAAGAGGAGCGAGAUUGGGGAUGGGUCAAUCCUGACAGACUGUGAGGUCCAGGAGAACCUCCUCGUGGAGCCGAAGACCGAGGAGAAAGAUGCGAAACUCAUGAGCUCCGAGGGCCUCGAGGCUACCGAGGAAGAGAUGCAGGAGGUUUUCCAAGAUCUGGAUGACAGUGGUCAAGAGGAAGCAAUCGUAUAA